AUGUUGUUCUCUCCGCUCCUUCUUCUCCUUCCCGCUGUUAGUCAUGCCUCUUGGUUGCCCUUCAGGCGAGGACAGCCUUCGAUCCCCGAAGACUGUACUGUGACAAGCACUCUUUCCCCUAUCACUAUGACGAGCAUCCAUCCUACCUCUACCAUUGGAGCCCAUGGCUCAGGCUCUGGUUCUGGUGGUUCUGGUGGCUCUAGCUCUGGCUCUAGCUCUGGCUCUGGCUCUGGCUCUGGCUCUGGUGGCUCCGGCCAUGGUCAGGUGACAGGCGGCGGCUCACUCAUCUACACUACUGCCCUCCCAACCCUUGGCCCCAAUGGUCCAGGAGUACAUACUUAUACCAUCACCGCCCCCUGCGCCUCGUCUCACUGCCAGAGACCUGCCCCCACCGAGUGUCCUCCUGGCUUCACCACCACAGCCGUUAUCUGCCACGUCUGUGGCGAGCACCCAGUAACCACCACUUUGACUCUACCUAUCGAGUCAGCCACAGCUGCUCAGGGGUCUCACGGUGGGGCCGCCAAGGCUGGCUCUACUCUGACUGCGGUUGUCACGGCCGUUAGUCACAAGUCCGUCGCGCCUGUUUCCCCUGCUGAGAGCGUGUACCCGUGGAUCUCUCGCGGUGGUCCUGAAUUGCCCGACGACCAGAAACCGUCUCAGGUCCCUGGUGGCUCGGGUUCCAAGCAUGAUGGUGCUGGAAAAGGCGACGAAUUACCCGAGGGCCCAAAGAGUACUGGCGCUGCCGAGUCGCCCGAGGGCCCUAAGAAUACCGGUGUUCCCGAAUCGCCCGGGGGUGCGGACGCUAGUUCUCACACUACUACUGUGGAUGCGCCCAACGGAGCCUCUACUGCAGCGGGUAAUGAAGCCGGGCACGGAGACGGAGAUGAAGCGGGAUCGGAGUCGGCAUCUCCUUCUGACGACGCUAGUCCGUCCGCCGUCGUUGUUACUGGCCACGCACCCGAGGCUAAGGUGACCAAGUCCGUUGUCAUCAAGGCCGUCCUCUUUGCUACCAUGGUCUUGUAUCCUCUAUACCUCUAA
Molecule: messenger RNA, 1038 nt
Organism: Fusarium subglutinans
Lineage: Eukaryota; Fungi; Ascomycota; Sordariomycetes; Hypocreales; Nectriaceae
Exons: 1
Coding region: 1-1038 (345 amino acids)
Source: RefSeq, a predicted model, not a curated record